AUGAUUGAUAAUGUUGACUUGGAAGAUCAUAGUUUUUCUGCUACACCAUCUACCGGUCGGCCAUCUACUCCGACUAGUGAUACCGCUACCAGUGCCCCGCUACCUACCCGCACUUUACUAAAUCGCAAAAAGAAGACGGCCUCAAAUAACAAUGAAGCAGCUGAAGUUAUGUCUAAAAUUAGUAAAAAAUUGGAAUUAUUGCAGGAAGAUUCACCUGACCGAUUUGGAAAACAUGUCGCUUAUAGACUUCGAACAGUCCAUCCUGAUCAACUCAAGUUUGCAAUGAAACUUAUCUCUGAUGUUUUAUUUGAGGCGGACACGUUAUCCUUAAAUAGAUAUUCCAAAAUUAUGACUGAAGACCAGAUCCCUCCUCCUCAACAGUCUCAACGAGAAACCAUACAGCAACACUUUAACCAAUAUGCACCACAUUGUAUCACCAAUACCGAACCAAAUGGACAAAUUCCAACUUACGUUGAUUUGGGCAGUUCCUGUAGUACCAUUCGUAUAUCCGAGGUUAAACGAAUUAGUUUAUCUAUUGACAUAUCUUGUAUUAUUGUGCUUCAUGGUUAUGGCAAUGGAAGGGUAUCCGCACUAGGAACUGUACAUUUUACAAUCACUGUAGAUGAAGUUCAAGAAGCAAUUACCGUUUAUGUGAUACCCAAUUCAGCUCAAAAUGUCCCAAUUUUAUUAGGAAGAAACUUCACUGAGAGACCUAGUACAUUGGUGAUUAAAGAUGACGCGCCCAUUACAGUUUUUCAAACAAUUACAAGAGCCACAAUUACUUUCUACAAAAGCCACCCAAGGAAAAUCCAAAGUUAUCUUACACAUAACUGA
This is a messenger RNA of Psylliodes chrysocephalus, 834 nucleotides long. Lineage: Eukaryota; Metazoa; Arthropoda; Insecta; Coleoptera; Chrysomelidae. The record is from the annotation of a GenBank genome assembly.